CGUGUGAAUGUAGACUUCAUUUUUGUGUUUAGCAAAGUGUGGCUGAUCCUGAAAUAGAGACUGCUUAGAUGGCAUAGUUGAAAUACACUGCUUCCAAUUAUUUUCUUCUAUGACUAACAUCUUUUUAAGUAGUCAGAAAUUCAGUAUCCCAUCUCUUAAGUAAGCAAAUUUCUCCGAAAUAAAUAUUGAGAUCCCUUCUGAAGGAACAUGUUAAACCAAAGGAACUGAGAAGAUGGAAACUUUGUGGAAGCUUUCCUAGCGCCUUCAGCAGGGUAUUUGGCUUCGGCAGAUGGUCCUUGCUCUGUCUUUAUUAGGAGCACAGAUAAGUUCUGAGUAUGUGAAGAGAACAGCACUUUUCAAGCAAAGGAUUGCUUUCUGUGAUGCUGGAAUAUCAUGCUUGUAAACACUGUAAAACUAAUCUCUGGUCAGAGGUGUUGAGUCUGAACAAUGGCCUAAUGAAGAUGUGCAGCAAAAUGGGUUGAAUGAGCGCAGAACUACCUUAUUCUGAGUUUUGUUUUCAUCAUGUUGUACUACCAGUGCUGGCAGAGCUGAAAAUUUCUGCGUCUUGGUGCGAGCAUGUAUAAAAGGAAUGACUUCAAGGCCAAUGUGAUGGUCACCUCUGCCACUCCAGAGGGUAGUAGCAGCUCAGAUUCUCUGGAAGGGCAGAGUUCAGAUUAUGCCAAUAAGAGCUAUGAUGCAGUUGUAUUUGAUGUAUUGAAAGUAACUCCUGAGGAGUUUGCUAGCCAAAUUACAUUAAUGGAUAUGCCAGUAUUUAAAGCUAUACAGCCUGAGGAACUAGCCAGCUGUGGGUGGAAUAGGAAAGAAAAGCAUAUCCUUGCUCCAAAUAUUGUUGCCUUCACUAGGAGGUUUAACCAGGUCAGUUUUUGGGUUGUGAGAGAAAUAUUAACAGCACAGACGUUAAAAAUAAGGGCAGAAAUACUGAGCCAUUUUGUGAAAACUGCUAAAAAGCUUCUAGAGCUGAAUAACCUUCAUUCUCUUAUGUCUGUGGUGUCAGCACUACAAAGUGCCCCUAUCUUCAGACUCACCAAAACCUGGGCUCUUUUGAAUCGCAAAGACAAGACCACUUUUGAGAAGUUGGACUACUUACUUUCUAAAGAGGACAAUUACAAAAGAACACGAGAGUACAUCAGAAGCUUAAAAAUGGUUCCAAGUAUUCCCUAUCUAGGAAUUUAUCUCCUCGACUUAAUCUACAUUGAUUCUGCAUAUCCUGCUUCUGGCAGCAUUAUGGAAAAUGAACAAAGAUCCAAUCAAAUGAACAAUAUUCUCCGAACAAUAGCUGAUCUGCAAGUCUCCUGUAACUAUGAACAUCUUACAACACUACCCCAUGUACAAAAGUAUUUGAAGUCUGUCCGUUACAUUGAGGAACUUCAGAAAUUUAUGGAAGAUGACAAUUAUAAAUUAUCAUUAAGAAUUGAGCCAGGUAACAGUUCUCCUCGACUGGUUUCCUCCAAAGAAGAUCUCACAGGUCCAGCUGAAGUGUCAGCAAUUAUGAAAUUCAGCAGGAGGCCAACGUGUCCCGACACCUCAGUAGCAGCAAGUCUGUCUACACCUCCUGUACCAAGGCACAGGAAGAGUCACAGCCUGGGAAACAACAUGAUGUGUCAGUUCAGUGUGGUGGAGAGCAAAAGCGCCACUUUCCCGACGGAGAGGCCGCGCCACCUCCUGGAUGACAGUGUCCUGGAGUCACAGAGCCCGACCCACAGCCACAUGCUAAACUCGCUUUUCACCAAUGGCAUUUCCAUAGAUAGCAGUGAAAGCUCAGAAUUUAGUGAGGAGCCGUCAUCAGGACUUGAAAGGGGUCGUUUAUAUGCCACGCUGGGGCCGAAUUGGAGGGUGCCAAUCCGGAAUUCUCCCAGGAGUCAAAGCUGUGUCUACAGCUCAACAGGAGCCUGCAGCUGCACAUUAGGUAGUUCCAUGGGAGCAGUUACCAUGGAAGGACCCUUAAGAAGAAAAACAUUGCUCAAAGAAGGCAAGAAACCUACUCUCUCUUCAUGGACUAGAUACUGGAUUAUGCUUUCAGGAUCAAAUCUUCUGUACUUUGGAGCAAAAUCUUUAAGAGGCAAUGAAAGAAAACAUUACAAGUCUACACCUAGUAAAAAGAUCUCCAUCGUGGGCUGGAUGGUGGCUCUGCCUGAUGACCCUGAACAUCCUGAUAUUUUCCAGCUAAAUAACCCUGACAAAGGUAAUGUUUACAAGUUCCAGACUGGUUCAAGAUUUCAUGCAAUAUUAUGGCAUAAGCAUUUGGAUGAUGCGUGCAGAAGCAACAAGCCUCAGGUAAGACUAGGAAACUGUCUCCACUGGCUUUUACGUAUUUUGCAGAAAACCUUUAAGGGGAGAUACUUCUUUCAAAUCUGCGUGCACAUACAGUCCUGUGGGGACAAGUCAUUUUGUACACUGAUACGGAUUUUCAGUAGGAGGAAUAAAAGAUAUUUGAAACUACUGAGUACCCACUUGAAAUCAAGAUUAGUACCAAUCUACCUAUAAGUUUGGAGACGUUAACGGUGUACAACGUCUGAAAUAGCUUCUUCAAGCACUAAUGUAGCCCUAUCUUUACUACACAAGGGGCUUAAUCAUGAACAAAGAAGGUAGCCAACAUACUGAAAAUUAAACUGAUGACUGGGCUUAUAAAUACAUUGAAGAGAAUGUCCUAUGUAAUGCUUUCUGUCCUGUCUGUCCUUUAUAUAGCAGCUUCAUUUUUUAGGGGGAAAAAAAAAAAAAAAAAAAAAAAAGUUCAUUCUGGAAAGGUUUCCAGAGGCUUAUAUUAAUAGGAUGCUCGGCUACACAGGACAUGUAACAGGACACAGCUCAAAAAUCUUAUUUACGCAUACAUGCACAUUCUAUGCGUACUAAUAACUUCUUACAAUACUCCGACUGGAUUUGGUCCACAAGGAGAAAAAUCAUUUGUGUCUUUUAUCUUUUUUUUCAGUUAUGGGGUUAGGUCUCUUUUGGAUUUGUUUGAGACUGAUGACACUUUCUCAUUGAAUGAUGUAUUAUUGUCUCACUGGAUUUAGGUUACAUAUCAGGGCAGUUUUUCACUCCAAGGUGCUGACACACUGUAAAGGGCUGCACAGACUGGUUGUGAAUGCCCCAUCCCUGGAGGUUUUCAAGGCCAGGUUGUACAUAGCCCUGGGCAACAUGACCUGGUGCCUGAUUUAGUGGUUGCAACUCUCCCCACAGCAGGAGUGUUGGAACUAAGAUAAUCUUUGAGGUCCCUUGCAACCCAAGCCAUUCUGUAAUUCUAUGAUUUUGUAGCUUUACAAUGCUGUAAUAUGCUGAGGAGCAAUAUACUGCUGAAUAAUGUACAUUCUCUUCCAGGCACCUGCUAAUCUAAUGUCAUUUGAAUAAUUUGCUCUUACCUGAUGUGACUUCAAGUGCCAAACUGAAGAAACAAGCUAUUGUUCUUGGAGGAAGAGGAGAAAAUAAUAGUUUUCCUGAUGUAAGCCAGCCGCAACUACUUCAGCACUUUUCUGUGUAACUUGAAAGUGAUUCUGACACAGCUUUUAAAAGCAGAAAGUGAAUGUUGUCCUUAGAACCAGAUAGAGUCUCAUGCACUGAGUGGACGUAGACCAGUUAGAGGGACACAAGAUUAAUCCUGACUCCUGCAGGAUUCUAGAGUUUUCAGCUUUCUGUGGUCACAGACUGCCUCUGAACUGAUGUUUGACCACAAACUAAGCAUCAUAUCUUCUGCCUCCCCUUUUUUAAAUUACUCUUUUUAUUGUUAAGCUGCUUCGUGUGACUGAAGAACAUUUGGCCCAUGUUGGGUUUCAGUUCUUUAUAGUGCACAAAAUAAUUGACAGUGUUAACUUGCUGCAGAGUGUCAAUUAGGAUAGAAAAUUGUGGAACAACGUUUUUAUAACAUGAGUGCACUGAGUUGCUUUGCAAUGUGGCUGCCUCAGAUUUUGUAUCAAAUCUCUGGAUGAUUCUUUUCAAAUUUGAGCUAUAUGGUAAAAAUGUAUUUUGGCACAGAGCACUUAUUUUUAUUUGGUUAUGUUAUUCUGGAAUACCUUGACAAUGAAUUUAAGGUAUAUGGUUUUAAAUCUAUUUGUGUUAAAGGUCUUUUUUUGUUCUCUAACUGGCCAUAUAACUGUUACAGUUUGAUUUUUGUUUGUCUGUUUGUUUGCUUUUUAAAUCUGAAUGUUGGUCAUCAUAAAGGGAACUGCUCUUCCUUGUUAAAGGGCAGCAAGUAAUCAGGUUGUACAAUACACAGUGCCCUGACUCCUCAGAAUGGUUCCAUAACAUUAUUUGCUGUACUGUCUUUCUGUUGAUGACUCAGCCUUGCUCAAUUCCAGUACAUGAUGCACCUUUAUGGCAUACAGUCAUGGUUCUGCAUUUCCAAAAUCAUGUUGGCGUUGAAAGCUAGGCAAGACUGUCUGGUAGUGCAACAAUUACAUAGAAGCCUAUACAUUUAUGCCCACAGAAUUAAAAAGGGAAAAGCAACAACAACAACCAGCCUUCUCAUUAUCUGAGCCUUUUCCUGUACAGGAACUCUUCCUACAUUCAUAGCUGUAUCCCUGCUGUGCCAUAGCACAAACGUAGUCACAGUUCUUUUCUAUUCUCAUGAUAAGUUCCAUGCUUUUCUGGUUAAAAACUCUUCUGCUGUAAUAAUGUCUAAUUAAACCUUGUUAAUUGUAGGAAGAGGAAAAUCUUCUAUGUUUCCUAGGACUGCAGGGAGGAGAAAUUUGCAAGCCAAGAUCUAGAUUACAGACCAUGAAAAAUCGGAAGUCAGUUUCAAUAGACAGAGCCUAUAUUAGAACAGUCCUGCUUAUAUUAGUGGUAUUUGUUCUGUGGCCUUUUGUAAUUUUCUGAAUUUUUAUUUUGAAACUUCUCUAACGAUGGUCCGUAUUGUUGAAUGGAGGUCAACUGUAGUUUUUGUGUUAUUUUGAGUGUUUGUCCUGAGAAUGAAGCCUAAAGCAUACCACAUUUUCAAAAAUAGUACAGAUCCUGACAGCUCCUGUGAGUAGGUCCUGGGACGUGAAAAUUAAUGUAAAGUUGACAGAUAUUCUUUGAUGACACAUGAUUUGUGUUAUAAAAACAAACAAACAAACAAGAUGUAUUUACAUUUUUUUUCUCCUUGCUUGUUAAAAUAAUACAGUAGUGGACCAAGAAAAACACAAGUGUCUGUGAAGGCAGGACAUCCAGUGCUGCUAAUGUAAAAUGUAAAAGCUUUUAAAUGUGGCGAAUCAGUAAAUCAAUUAAAAAUGUUAUAAUACAUCAUUGGAAUUAUUCUGCACCUGUGUACUUCAGUGAUUUGUUAUCAGCAAGAAUAUUCAUAAGGACACAGGUUACAUGGGUUGUGAUUUUACUGCGUAUGCUACCUAUCGCCAUGUGUGUUGUAUGCUUUUAGCACUGAUAUGGUUUGAACCAUAUGCAGUUUUGUCACUACUUUAGAUCACACUUAGACCCUUAAAGCUGGGGAAAACUUCUCAAUACUUGUGCAGACACAAUUUCUGUUAAAAGGGUUGCUGGAACACUGCCAUAGCAGAAACAUCCCUGCAUUACUGGUUUAAAUGUGAGCUUCCAAAAACUACCCCAGAGGAAAUUGGUUCUUUCUUUUAAAUCGUGUUUAAAUGAAUUCUCUCUUACAUUUGCAAAAUAAGGCUUAUUUAUUUCUCUGAUUAUGGAACACUAAAAUUCUUGUAAAAUAACAAAAUAAACCAAAUGCUUCUGUUCUGCAUCAGCAUGCAUUUGGCCAUCACGAGCAAAUAACUUGUCUGAGAUCAUGUCAAAAAAGUCACAGAAAGUUUAUUGAAAGAACAGUUAAAAUAUUGCCCAAUAUACAUUUUAGGUGGACUAGCAAAUAAAUACCUAGUAAAUAAGGUAUUGUCUACUCAAGUGAAAUCUUAACUGCAAACUUCAAGAACAGUGACCAAAAAACAACGGUGCAUGUAAACUUUUAUAUUUAUGUUACUUUAUUAGUGGCCCUUGAUCCUUAAAAGGGAAUAUCCUGAUCUGUCUUAAGUGUAAGUUAAAUUCAAAAUGGAGCACUUAUUGGCACAAAGCAUAUGCAUUAGAAGCAUGUAAACAACCACUCAUUUCUCAUUUCUGGUGUGAUGUAGUGGAAGACAACACCAGUGACAUAUUGUCCAGUGUACUGCAGUUGAGAUAAACUAGUGGAUGUUGUGGCAGCUUUCAGUUACGUCUGACACAGCUCCCUUGGAAAAAGGAAAGAUUGCCUGUACACAUUUGGAACUUAGUACUGUUUUAGGCUUUAAGUGUCUCAAAAGCAUUGUAUAUGUUACUGUAAAAUUCCUCAAAAAUAUACUUUUACUCAAAAUUAUGUGCCAUAGAGCGUUUUGCCCAAGUUAGAAAAGGAUUGAUUUUCACUUCUUUUAAAGCAGAUUCCUAACUAAAAACAUAAUGUCUUUGACAGAAAGGUUCCAAAAUAGUGUGCUGUGAAUGGAUGGAAGCACUUCUGAAUGAUUAUUGCACCCAUUUAUUUAUCAGAUAUAUCUAUAUAUCUGAACAUAUGUAUAAAUAUAUAUAUGUUAACUGGAGAAACAAAAUCCUUCAAAAAAUAAUCCUACUCGAAACCUUGGAAUUUGGAAGUGUGUCAGAAGAGCCUGGAAAGUGAAAAAGUUUAUGGAAGGGAAGUGAACAUAGCAGAUAGAUAAUGCACAAUAGUCAUCUUUUCAGUAUAGCACAAUUGGGAAAUCACUGUACAAUAUAAAUUAAUAAAUCAGAGUAAUGAAGAAGUGUAAUAAUAUUGUUAAAAUAUCUUGAUCCAAUAUUAGAUGAGUUUAUGUUUAUUAAAUAGCUUGUAGCUACUGGUUAGAGGGUUUUUGUUGUCAUUUGGUACCACUUCCUCUUAUCAGGUACUUUUACUGUCAGUUGAAAGCUGUUGUUGGUACACAGCAUAUUGCAGAUAAGUACUGGUGAAUACAGCAGUGUUUUCUUGAAAUAUAAGAAACCGUGCAACCAUCAAAAAGAAAGUAGUAGUUGUACAGAAAUACAUGUUAUCUCAGAAUGACCGUUCCCAGAAUUGUGAAGAUAUAAAAUGUUUAGGCAAUAUUAUUCCCUUAUUUAUCUGUAUUGUCAGUGUCAGUAAGUGCCAAAAUACAUGUUUGUCCAAAUAGCACUAAAACGAGGCAGUAGUUUUCAAAUUGCAACUUGUCAUAUUAUAGUCUAAACAAAUUUCAACAUUUUGGCUUGUUUGGGGUGAAAACUGUUGCACUAUUUUUGGCUGUAUUUUCCGGCAGUCCACUGCAUGCCAUUUGUGUAAGAAUUAUUUCUACAAUUCUUGUGAAAUGUCUCCCCUGUAAUAACCACUAAACUCUAGCAUUGGAAUCUGGGUUUUUGGCAAAGUAUUUUGUUACCUCAGUCUUGUAUCGAUUUGCUGUAUUUUUCAGCUUGUUACAUUGAUAAUGUUUGUUUCAUUGAUUAAAUAAUGUAAAAAAAGAAAAAACAAAACAAAAGGUUGUUUACUUUGGAAGUAAUUGCAAUUGGUUGUAAAUUCAAAGAUGUGUGAAGUGUGUAUGCCAUUAUCAAUAAAAUAGUUUGAAAAAGA
Molecule: messenger RNA, 7525 nt
Organism: Coturnix japonica (Japanese quail)
Lineage: Eukaryota; Metazoa; Chordata; Aves; Galliformes; Phasianidae
Source: RefSeq, a predicted model, not a curated record